Messenger RNA from Hypoxylon trugodes, 571 nucleotides. RefSeq lists its product as uncharacterized. The transcript is spliced from 2 exons. Lineage: Eukaryota; Fungi; Ascomycota; Sordariomycetes; Xylariales; Hypoxylaceae. The record is from RefSeq and is a predicted model, not a curated record. Bases 142 to 435 code for a protein of 97 amino acids.
UGUCCUGACCAUUGUCGGAAUUUUAAUGGCAAUUAAUCCUAUUGAUUGCCUGUCGUAUGGUAUUUUGCGACAGAGAGACCCUCUUUCUCUCCUUCUCUCCUCCCUCUCUCUUUGUCUAUCACCCACCGCCACGAUGAUCCUAUGUUUUGGAGUUGGUCGAUCCCCAGGUACGUCAGUACCUUAAAUUCCACAUUCUGUGUUCUAGUCACAGCAUUUACGCCUCGUGAAUCCAGCAGAACCUGCUGUAUGGUGAACGUGUAUAUACCUACACCUACAUACAUUACGUUCUAUAUUGGGCGAGCAUCUCAGUUGGAGAGAGAGAUCUUGUCUGGGGAAUUUGGGGAAUUUCGAGCUCGUGCGACCCGUUCGGACCACUGUACCAUCUCCAGCUUGACUCCCGGGUGCAAGUAUCAAUGCCUAAUGGAGAUGCAGUAACAGAAUUUGGUAGGCAAUAAGCACCGAAUUCGUCUACUUUGCUAUCGAAUCAAGGAAUCAUUGAGCAAUCAUAAAACGUAACAUUACACAAACGGAAAUUGUAUAAUCUGGCGAAUGAAAUAUAAGCCCUCUGUCC